Aspergillus bombycis is the source of this 1260-nucleotide messenger RNA. RefSeq names its product polysaccharide lyase family 1 protein (gene plyC). The record is from RefSeq and is a predicted model, not a curated record. Lineage: Eukaryota; Fungi; Ascomycota; Eurotiomycetes; Eurotiales; Aspergillaceae. The transcript is spliced from 4 exons. Bases 1 to 1260 code for a protein of 419 amino acids.
AUGCGGCUCACUCUCUCCUUCAUCAGUCUCUUGUCGCUUCUCCACUCUACGUCGGCCUUGAUCGCCUUCCCUGGUGCAGAGGGGUUUGGCGCGAACGCGGUCGGCGGUCGUCAGGGUGAAGUGUACGUUGUGUCGAACUUGAACGACUCCGGCGAAGGGUCGUUGCGCGAUGCUGUAUCUCAGUCCGGUCGGAUCGUGGUGUUCUCUGUGGGAGGAGUGAUUGAAAUCACCGAUCGCAUUGUCGUAUCGAAACAAGUGACGAUUUUGGGACAAACGGCCCCUGGCGAUGGAAUCACCGUAUAUGGAAAUGGGUGGUCAUUUUCGAACGCUGACGAUGCCAUCGUGCGGUAUAUCAGGAUUCGCAUGGGCAAAGGCGGUUCAUCAGGAAAAGACGCCAUGGGCAUCGCCGACGGAAAGAACAUGAUCUUUGACCACGUCUCUGUCUCUUGGGGUCGUGACGAGACAUUCUCGAUCAAUGGUGAUGUCACUAACGUUACCAUUCAGAACAGUAUCAUCGCCCAGGGUCUGCAGACACAUUCCUGUGGCGGCUUGAUGCAAACCGACGGUGGUGUAUCGCUGUUCCGCAAUCUGUACAUUGACAACAAAACGCGCAACCCUAAGGUCAAGGGUGUCAAUGAGUUCACAAACAACGUGAUCUAUAACUGGGGCGGUGGUGGUGGCUAUAUUGCCGGAGGCUCUGAGGGAGAGUCCAAUGUUAACGUCAUCGGGAACUAUUUCAUUAGCGGACCGUCUACCUCAGUCACAGCGUUUACUCGUGGCAACGAGAACUUCCAUGCCUAUGUUGAGACAAACUACUAUGACUCCGAUAAGGACGGCACUCUCAAUGGCAGCGAGCUGGGUGUGGCCUCUUCCAACUACGGCGGCAUGGAUCUCGUCACCGCAAAGUACGACUAUCCAGCUGUCGCGUCCGUCUUAUCUCCGGAUGAUGCCCUGACUUAUGUCACCAAGUAUGCUGGAGCAUCAAAGGUGAGGGACAGUGUCGACACCCAAUUAAUCGCCCAGGUCGAAUCCUAUGGCAAAGAUGGCGCACUGAUUUCCGACGAAGCGGACAUGGGAGGCGCAGGCGACCUCGACCAGGGUACGGCCCCUACCGAUACCGAUGGUGAUGGAAUCCCCGACGAUGCCGAGGCAGAGCUUGGAACGGACCCCAACACUGCGGAUUCCAUGGAGCUGGAUGCCAGCGGGUAUACAUACCUGGAGGUUUGGGCAAACUCCCUGGUUCCUUCCAGCUAUGCGUAA